This is a messenger RNA of Lichtheimia ornata, 1275 nucleotides long. RefSeq lists its product as uncharacterized. Lineage: Eukaryota; Fungi; Mucoromycota; Mucoromycetes; Mucorales; Lichtheimiaceae. The record is from RefSeq and is a predicted model, not a curated record. The transcript has 6 exons. Gene Ontology annotation, molecular function: transmembrane transporter activity. Gene Ontology annotation, biological process: transmembrane transport. Bases 1 to 1275 code for a protein of 424 amino acids. Gene Ontology annotation, cellular component: membrane.
AUGGAUGCUGAUAACGAUCACCAUGGUGUAACAGAGACGACAAGCUUCUUGAGACCUGAAAAUGGGGCCGAACCAACCGGCAAGAAACAAGAAUCGUGGAGCGAUCUCAAGCCAUUCAUUCGCCCCUUGAUUGCGAUCAACUUUCUCGGCAUCGUCUGUGGUCUCAAUGACGGCAGCAUCGGUGCUAUUAUCCCACGUUUGAAGGACUACUAUGAUAUAUCGAACCAGACGGUGUCCAUGCUCUUUUUGUGUAACUCUUUUGGUUACUUUGUGAGUGCGAUCGCCAAUGGCUAUCUGGUGCAGAAAUUUGGACAGCUUGGCACGAUCUACUUUGGUGCAGGCGUGUUGGUCUUUGGCUAUUCAGUGAUUGCCUAUGGUUUCCCAUUUUACGUGAUGGCGGUUCUUAUGGUAGUGCAAGGAGCAGGUGUUGCCUUGAUGGAUGCAGCUAUGAAUGUAUAUGCCACAAUGGUGCCAAUGGCUACAAUGAUGUUGAAUUUGGUACAUGCUCUUUAUGGUGUCGGCGCUAUGCUUAGUCCUUUGAUCGCUGGUGUAUUGUUGGACUUGGAUGUAUCGUGGAGAGGCAUCUAUGCUGUUAUGGCACUUAUCUCCUUGUUCAAUUUGGCUUUGGUGCGCGUGGGUCUUCAUGAUGCGGAUCUACAUGGAAAAUCCGAAGAGUCUGAUCAAGUGGAUAAGGAAAUGUUACGUGCAGCGCUUCUUCAUCGCAUGACCAUCCUUGGUGCAUUGUACAUCUUGGUCUAUGUUGGCACAGAAGUCACUAUGGGUGGAUGGAGUAUCACAUACAUGAUUGAAGGUCGUCAUGCUGAUCAAGCUGCAAUGACAAGAGUCGUGGCUGGUUAUUGGGCAGCAUUAGCGGCAGGCCGUAUAGUGCUUGGAUACGUCGCGGAGAAGUUUGGUGAGAAAAAGACUGUCUCGGUCCUUACCGCAGCAACCGGUGUUGUCCUUCUCGUGAUCUGGUACAUUCCCAAUAUCGUGGUUGAUUCGAUUGCCAUUAUCACUGUGGGCUUCUUAUUGGGUCCCAUGUUCCCUAGCACAGUCUCCUUGGCAUCCAAAGUGCUCCCUCGACGCAUGCAUCCAGCUGCUAUUGGUUUUAUGGCUGGCACUGGUGCAGGUGGUGCUGCAUUUUUCCCUUUCCUCACCGGUCAGAUUUCAGGCUACGUGGGUAUUCUAUCAAUGCCUUUGGUGUGUCUUGCAAUGGCAAUCACAAUGCAAGUCCUGUGGACCUUUGUUCCUUCAAAGCCAACAGGUGGUGUCUAA